Messenger RNA from Perca fluviatilis (European perch), 1286 nucleotides. Its product is annotated as receptor activity-modifying protein 2-like. Gene Ontology annotation, cellular component: signaling receptor complex; membrane; cell surface. Gene Ontology annotation, molecular function: coreceptor activity. The transcript is spliced from 5 exons. Gene Ontology annotation, biological process: receptor internalization; calcium ion transport; angiogenesis. NCBI's taxonomy places the organism in Eukaryota, Metazoa, Chordata, Actinopteri, Perciformes, Percidae. The record is from RefSeq and is a predicted model, not a curated record. Bases 47 to 754 code for a protein of 235 amino acids.
GGCUUGUUUCUAAACCCACUCGGCUCUCAGACUUCAAGCUUCAUUAAUGUCAUCCCAGGUCACCGAGCGGCCUCGAAGGUUACUGCCGAUCCCCUCAUUGCUCGCCACCAUGAUCCUGUACCUGCUCGUCCCCGCUCUUAUCCUCGCAGGAGGUAAUGUGGACUCACAAACAGCCAACAGGACGGAGGAAGAGCUGAGCAAAGUAGAGGGGAACCAAACACUCAGAGAGUCCCCCGCUAACAGUGCAAUGAAACCGGACAACGUGACAUCCAGUUUGUACAAAGAUGAAAAAAGUCUAAUUGAGGAUGAAUUGCAAAACAACCAAACGUCUAACGUUAUCACAGAGGAUGAUGAGAGUUUUCAGGACCAGGAAAAUGAGUUUGCAGGCCAACUUUGCAAAGUGGACCUGCUGAAAGAGUACAGCUACAUCUAUUGUGGUAACGAAUUUAACUCUGAAAUGAUGUCAAUCAGCACAGACAACUGGUGUGUGCUGGGAGAUGUAAUCAGACCAUACAACAACAUGACGGUAUGCCUUGAGAGGCUGUCUAAUAUGGUCGGCUGUUAUUACCCAAAUCCCACCAUUCAGGACUUCUUCCUCUACAUCCACUCUAACUACUUCGUCAACUGCUCGAAGGAGGACGUUCUGCUUGAGGAUGCACCUCAAGGGAUGGUGAUCGCCCUCACUCUCAUCCCUGUCAGCCUCAUCCCCUUACUGGUAUAUAUGGUGGUUUGGAAAAGUAAUGUCCAAGAGUGAGUCGUGUUACACCUGCAGUAAGCCUCAGCUCACAGUACAGGUUAUAUAUAUAUAUAUGUGAGAAUAUGCUUCAGACGUUGCUGUUUAUAUUGAAUAAUAAUCCAGUCUGGUUGGAAAUUAAAAGGAGGGUUAGUUAUGAAUGACAUACAUCUAAAUGUUGAGGAACUAAAUCUCAAUUAAAAAUGUAAACAUUUUCCAUUUUGUGAUGAAUGGCUGUCAUUCCAUAUUGUACCAGAGGGUGUCAGUAGUGGGUUAACGAAAGACCGGAAACACAGUUUAGUAGACAUGCUAAAACUUGUGUGGUGGUGGUUAACCUGCUAAAAUGAGAAAUAAAACGCUUUUUGGGUAACAUGCUUUUCAGCUUUCUGAGUUGGAUGAGAAGAUUAAUACCAAGCUCAUGUUUGUCUGUUAAAUAUGAAUCUGAAACACAGUCCUUCCCCGAAAAACUCUCAGAUCGGUUGUUUUUUAAGCAGCAAUUACCACUCAUAUUCAUGUUUAGUGGCGGCGCCCUCUAGUGGCUGUAGUAGUUACC